AUGAUGCCUCCCGGGGGUAGAAGGUCUAAGAUUAGACCACCUAGAAAAUCGUUAAUUAGUUCAUCAGCAUUACCUGAGAAUUCAACUACUGAAGCAUCCAUUGAUUUUGAUAAGAAUUGGACAAUUUUAGCUAACGCAAUUUCCCAGAUUCAAAAUAAGAACGUGUCUAAUUUAUCAUAUGAACAAUUAUACAGAAAAGCAUAUGUGUUAGUAUUGAGGAAAUUUGGUGGAAAAUUAUAUGAUAAUGUCACGGAAGCUAUUAAAUCACAUUUAUUAAACAGACGAGAGUAUUUGGUUAGUUUAUCGGGAAAUCAUGAAUUAUUUAUGCAAACAUUGAUUCAAGAAUGGAAUGAUCAUUUACAAUCUAUGAAAUUCAUCAGUGAUGUCUUGAUGUAUUUAAAUAGAGUUUACGUUAAAGAACAUAAGAAAUUAUUAAUUUAUGAUUUGGGGAUCAUGUUAUUCAAAGAUAAUGUAAUUAAAUUCAAUGAUCAUGAAAUUGGGUUUAAAGUAAUUGAUAUUGUAAUUAAUGAAGUUACUAAAAGUAGACUUGGAAGUGUGAUUACGUCAACCAUGUACAUAACCAAAAUUAUAAAUAUGAUGGAAUUAUUAGUCGAAUCCACUGCAUCAAGUGAAUAUUUCUAUGGGGAUACAUAUUAUCAAGUUUACUUUGAACCAAAGUUUUUGCAAAGUUCAGAAGAUACUUUUCAAACUUUAUCCACCGAGUAUGUAUCAUAUAAUCUGGGGACUAAAUAUUUACAGUUGACAACCCAAUUUAUUAAAGAUGAAGAAAAUAGAGUUAAAUUUUAUUUACCCCCUUCAACUUAUCCCAAAUUGAUUGACUUGAUGAACAAUAUAAUGAUCAAGGAUAAAAUUGAUAAAAUGAUUCUAUCACCAAACCAAGGGUUGGAUUAUUGGUUAAAGCCAGUUGUUAGUAAUAUUUUUGAAGCAGCCAAUGUUGAAACCUAUCAUUAUGCUGAUUUAAAAUUAUUGUAUAAUUUAGUUGGGAGAUAUGAUAGUGACGAAUAUCAAUUAUUAAGAUUAAGAAUUAAGGAAGCCAUUAUUGUUCAAGGUAAUUCAUUACCGGAAUAUGUUCGUUCAUCAAUUGACAACCCUGCAAACAAAAAACCCGUGGCUAUGAACUCAUCAGCAUUUGCAACCAAAUGGAUUGAUACUGUAUUGAAAUAUCGUGAUCAAUUAUUACUUGUAUGGAAAAAUUCAUUUGAUGAGAAUUUAAUGAUUGAACAGACCAUAACUUUUGCUUUGAGAGAUUUUAUAAAUGGAAGUGAUAAAAGGGGUGCCAAAACAGUCAAUGCCCCUGAAAUGUUAUCGGUUUAUAUGGAUUAUUAUAUCAAACAACUAACUAAAAGUGGAUCAUCGGGUAUAUUGAAAUCAGGAGAUCAAACUGAAGAAUUAAUCAAUACAUCGAUACAAUUUUUAAAAUAUAUUAAAAACAAAGACGCGUUUGAAGUUCAUUAUGCUAAUCAUUUUGCCAAAAGAUUUUUAAAUUCAAAGAAUUCAUCCAGUAAAGAUAUCGAAGAGAUUAUCUUGGGUAGUUUAAGUGAAGAAUUGGGGGUUUCUUCAUUAGAUAAAGUUAUCAAGAUGAAUAGAGAUAUCAGACUUUCAAGGGAUACUACCAAUGAUUGGAAGAAAUAUACUCGUGGUAGAGAUGAUAUUAUUGAAUUGGAAUUGAAAAUAUGUAAUGUGACCAAUUGGCCAAAGGCAAUGACGAAAAAUUAUAAAGAAGAUGUACUGUUGAAAUGGCCUAAUGCAUUACAGCACUCAUUAAUAGCAUUUGAAGAAUAUUAUGCUGGGAAGAAUGCAAACAAAAAAUUGAGUUGGUCAACAUUUGGAAGUAUGUUGAUUAAAGCAUCACUUCCAACGGGUAAUUUUAUGAUUGAUGUGGGUGUUGUUGCUGGGAAUAUUUUACUUCAAUUUAAUGAUCAUGAGAAAUUGAAAUUUGGUGAAAUCAAAGAAUUAGUAUAUGGAGAAGAUAAUAAAGUUGAAGAUUCUGAGUUGAAAAGACAUAUAAAAUCAUUAUUGAUCAGUAAGUUAUUGGUAUACAAGAAUGAUUAUUUCCUGUUGAGUGAAAAUAAAGUUAAAUCUAGGUUACUUAAAGUGAAGACGGUAGCAUCAAGUAAAAAAUCCGAAAUGGAUGAACAAGAAUCAGAAUUAGAACAAGAAGUUAGAAAGGGGAUGAAGAUUAAAACUGAGGCAUCGAUCGUUAGAAUUAUGAAAAGUUACAAAACAAUAAGUCAUCAACAAUUAAUAGAACAGUUGAUUCAACAAGUUUCAUUUUCUCCUACGAUGCUGUUGAUUAAAGAAUGUAUAGAGGAUUUGAUAGAAAAGGAGUAUUUGAAACGUGAUGGUCUGGAUCGUUCCCUAUAUAAUUAUAUAGCAUGA
This is a messenger RNA of Candida tropicalis MYA-3404, 2400 nucleotides long. RefSeq names its product cullin. The transcript has a single exon. Bases 1 to 2400 code for a protein of 799 amino acids. The record is from RefSeq and is a predicted model, not a curated record. Lineage: Eukaryota; Fungi; Ascomycota; Pichiomycetes; Serinales; Debaryomycetaceae. Gene Ontology annotation, cellular component: Cul3-RING ubiquitin ligase complex. Gene Ontology annotation, molecular function: ubiquitin protein ligase binding. Gene Ontology annotation, biological process: protein ubiquitination; ubiquitin-dependent protein catabolic process.